Molecule: messenger RNA, 2394 nt
Organism: Manihot esculenta (cassava)
Lineage: Eukaryota; Viridiplantae; Streptophyta; Magnoliopsida; Malpighiales; Euphorbiaceae
Product: protein indeterminate-domain 7
Exons: 3
Coding region: 605-2242 (545 amino acids)
Cellular component (GO): nucleus
Molecular function (GO): DNA-binding transcription factor activity
Source: RefSeq, a predicted model, not a curated record
GUCAGAGUUCAGCCAUAGGGUUCCACCUUUGGUUUUGUUUGUGGUAUUUUGUUUUGGGCUCUUUCAGGAUCACACAGAGGAUACCUUCUCAUCCACAUCUCUCUCUCUCUCUCUCUCUUCUGAACUGGGUUUUAUUUCCCUCCUUUUGUUUUUGUUCAUAUCCGUGUGGCCAUAGUUGGAUUUUCUUGAGAAAAAAGCUGUGGCUUAAGGAUCUGGAUUCAGUUCUAGUUAAUAGUCUUCUCUCUCUAUCUCUGCUUGUUUCUUUUGUGAGUUCUCAAAAAACCAAAAUUGUCUCUUUUAAGAGAAGCCAAACACAGAAGAAACAAUCAAAGUGAAUGAAACAAGGGUUUUUAAAGUCUAGCUAGCUGCUGCCACCAUAGUCUAAACGUUUGAGAAAUCAGUUUCAACUUCUCUAUUUGGGGUUCUUUCUCUUUCCAGUUUCUCUCUUAUUUUAGCUUUUUCUAGGUUUGGAGUUUUCUGUUUUAUUUCAUAUUCUUUGUCUUUAAAUCUUUUUUACCCUUUUUUUACUAAUAUGAAAACCGAAGAAUCCAUGGCCCAUGAUGCAACCUUAAGCUUUCUAGAACUGCUUAUCUAAGAGAAGAAGAUGAUGGAAGGUUUGAUGUUUCAUCAGCAACAACAGCAGCCACUGCAAGAGGAAAAUAUGUCUAAUUUGACUUCAGGUUCUGGUGAAGCGAGUGUUUCUUCAGGCAACAGAAAUGAAACUGGCACCAACUAUUCUCAACAAUACUUUGUUCCUCCACCUCCUGAAUCUCAACCUGUCAAGAAGAAGAGAAACCUGCCAGGAAACCCAGACCCAGAUGCAGAAGUAAUCGCUUUAUCACCCAAGACUCUGAUGGCAACGAAUAGAUUUGUGUGUGAGAUCUGUAACAAAGGGUUUCAGAGAGAUCAGAAUCUUCAACUUCAUAGAAGAGGGCAUAAUCUGCCAUGGAAGCUGAAGCAAAGAACAAGCAAGGAAAUAAGGAAGAAGGUGUAUGUCUGUCCAGAAACUAGCUGCGUCCACCAUGACCCAUCAAGAGCUCUUGGUGACUUGACAGGAAUCAAGAAGCACUUUUGCAGAAAGCAUGGUGAGAAGAAGUGGAAAUGUGACAAGUGCUCAAAGAGGUACGCAGUUCAAUCAGAUUGGAAGGCUCACUCCAAGACCUGUGGCACUAGAGAAUACAGAUGCGACUGUGGAACCCUUUUCUCAAGGAGAGACAGCUUCAUCACCCACAGAGCUUUCUGCGAUGCUUUAGCAGAGGAGAGUGCAAAAGCUAUCGCAGCACCACCACCAAACCCAGUCGUCCUCCACAGCUCCUCUCAGCCUGCAGCUUCAGGUUCUUCAACUCCUCAUAAUAUAAAUCUCCAAAUACCCCAAUUCAAUGCUACUACUGCUCAAGAUUUGCAUGCAUUUUCACUUAAAAAAGAGCAACAAAGUUUUAGCACUCUAAGGCCAGAGUUACCACCAUGGUUAGCUUGCCCACCAGCAGGAUUAGUGGCUGGUCCUGGUUCUGGCCCACUACAUCAUCAUCAGCAAACGCCCGUUGAUCAUCUCUCCUCCUCCUCAUCUUCGAUCCUUACCAAUCACCAAGAGUUGAGCCCAAACCCUAACCCUAGUCUUGGCCCCACUCUACCGCAUUACCUGCAGGCAGCUCCAUCCCCACAUAUGUCAGCUACUGCAUUGCUGCAAAAAGCAGCUCAGAUGGGUGCAACCAUGAGCAGCAAAACUACCGGCUUGAUGAGACCUCACCAUCAGCCCCAGCACCACCACCAAGAACAAGCUCACGUGUCUUCCAAUUCUAGUAACAACAAUGCAAAUACAAAUGGGUUUGGUCUGAAUUUGUCCUCACGUGAAGAACAGCUGCCAGGUAGUGGGUCCUUUGUUCAUGGCUUGCAGGCUCCUUUUGGGAAUAAAGCUGUUCCUUCUGGUACUAGUGGUUCACAACCCUCGAGUGCCCUUCUUCAAGAAAUGAUGAAUUCUCUGUCUUCUGCUUCUGGGUUUGAUGGGGCUAGCUCCUUCGAAGAGGCAUUUGUUGGUGGGAUUUUGAAUACCAAGAAAGAUGAUGACAAUGCUGGUGGUGGCGGUGGUGGCUCCGGCGGCGGCGGCGGUGAGGGUUUGACGAGAGAUUUCUUGGGUCUUAGAGCUUUCUCUCAUAGUGAUAUACUGAGUAUGGCUGGUCUCGGCAAUUGCGUGAACACUUCUCAAGAGCAACAUAAUCAAUCACAAAAAACAUGGCAAGGUUAGCUUUUUCAUAUAUAUAUACGGAUUUUCUUUUUGCUCUGUAGUCUUGAAUAUUUCAUUUCUUUCCUUUUUUUUUUUUUUAAAGCUUCCCUAAGGGAAGGACAUCUAAAAAUAUUGCAGAUAGUUCAAUGCCUUAUGUAGCCAUCAUUUCAGAA